Penicillium vulpinum is the source of this 1698-nucleotide messenger RNA. RefSeq lists its product as uncharacterized. The transcript has 3 exons. NCBI's taxonomy places the organism in Eukaryota, Fungi, Ascomycota, Eurotiomycetes, Eurotiales, Aspergillaceae. The record is from RefSeq and is a predicted model, not a curated record. The coding region runs from base 1 to 1698 and encodes 565 amino acids.
AUGGCGCCCAGGACGUAUCUUACCACUGACUUGAGGCAUCUGCCCAAGCCGCGCCCCCUGAAGCCCGGUGAAGCACUCCUCGUCCGGUACAAAAACUCGUUGCGGCAAUACAAGGCAGACGUCUGGAUUGGCAUCGUGCUUCCUGACAAAUUCGGCCCAAGCAGACACAUCAAUCGCCGCCCUGUUGGUGCACAACCAGCUGAGGGUCCUUGGAAGACGCACCCGAAAGACCGCGUUUACUCCAUUUAUCUGCCAGGGCGAAACAUGUACAAAUGGAUCGGACUCCAGGAUAUCUUUGUUCUGAACGAAAAGACCCCCAAUGUUCUCCGGCGCGCCCAGAGAGAACCAGAUUCCAAAAUCUGGGACGAUAUCAUGGAAAUUGUUCGAACGGAGCCUGGUCUAGAGUUCUGGAAGAACAUGUCUCUACAGGAACUAGGCGCCAAAGGCAAACGAGGAAAGGGACUCCGUCUUGUCUUACCGAGUGGUCACGAGGAUCUGGUCUCCGGCGAAGAAAGCGACGAUGAGAAAUCAGAGUCUGAACCAGAGAAGGAAGAUAAGGAUGAGGAAGAUGAACAUCAAGAAGUCCCAUAUGAUCAUGUGGAGCCUGUUACUGAUGUUGCACCUAACCCAUCUAAUGAGCAAGCAACUAUCAGGUCAUUUUCUGAUUCACGUGCUGCUGUGCCUACACAGGGUGUUCAGCUUAGACAGACAUUGGGGCUGUCCCAGGAUGCUAACCCCGUUGUACCUGCAUCUGAACCUAUUCCUUUUGCAGACAGGGAGAGCUCUUGUUUGAGGACCACCCGGCAAUUCCAUCCAUGCCCCCCUCUGGUGCCUCCCACCACUUCUCUCCAAACCCCAUCACAAUUCAUUACUCCGCCAACUGCCAUGACUCAGAGCACAGUGCCCAAGGUGGAAAAUGAUAUCAGUCCUAAUAUUGCAGAUGUGGUAUCCCAGCCACCCGCUCCAGAGUUCUCAAUAUUUGAUUUGACCAUCAGUCAGGCUCUGAAGCACGUGUUCCUGAAUCAAUGUGAAGCAGCCAGAAUCGUCGAUGUGUUUCUGGGCGCCGCAGCUCUAGAAAAACAGCCCGAAUACCUGCAUAUUCGCGAAUACUUGGCCGAUGGAGAAUUCAACCCUCGCCUGAUUACACUCAAGAACUCGGGGUUCUCCCAUCCUACGCCAUUCCCAACCGUGGAUCCCGACAACAAGAGUACUCAAUUCCGCCUGGUUGGAGACCAAAUGGGACUUGGCCAGAACUUCAAACUGCACGGCGUAAAUAACAGCUUGGAUCUGGAAACUGCUAUUAUUUCCCUCGGGAGAGUCUACCUUCAAGCCCGCCGUUUUGGCCUGAUAGAUUUGGUUUAUCGAGUUACAUUCAAGCUCCAAGUCGCCUGGAACUGUUACCCAGAACUAUACCAAUCCAAGCCCAUUCUCGGUGUUGCUUCCCUUGCCUUUGCCGGCCGCACCGACUUUGAUGAGGAUGGCUGCGAUUACCUCCAGGCCUGGCUCAUCCACUUCAUUGCCGAAGCUUCCGAUUUGCUCAUAUACAGCGCCAAUGACCAGUUCUGGGGAUUGCUAAGAGCCCAUCCAAAGCUUCAAGACAAAGUUCUCAAUCUUCGCACCGUGGCUCACAUCAAUAACCCUGAAUUGUAUGGCAAUACCAUUAUACUCCUUGAGAGCCGCGGUCUGGGAAACUUGUAA